Molecule: messenger RNA, 1986 nt
Organism: Peromyscus maniculatus bairdii (prairie deer mouse)
Lineage: Eukaryota; Metazoa; Chordata; Mammalia; Rodentia; Cricetidae
Source: RefSeq, a predicted model, not a curated record
AUGCGGGGUCUGCCUUCCAAGGCAGGGCGGCGACUCUGCACCUCCCACCGAUCCCCGCGCUUGCGGAUGGGAGCCACCUGUGCCUGCCACCGGGCCCCCGCGUGCUCCUCGGGCGUGGAGCGGCGCAGGCGUGGGGAGCCGGCGGGGACGGCAGGCGGCGCGGCGCACGCGCGACGGGGAGCCCGGAGUGCGCGGCCGUGCAGGGAACGCAUCCUCCGGCCGCCUCGGACCGGCGCGGAGCAUCUCACGGACAGCGAGGCGGGCCCAGGCGGGGCACCACUCACCAAAAGAACAGGCGCGAGCAGAAGUUGGCGUCCUGCAGCGGGUUGGGUUUCACCUCGGUGUGCACGGGCAGCAUCUUGCCCCGGGUACGCGCGGCCUGGCGGGGACGGCGGUGGUGGCGGUGUGCGCGGCUCCGGGAGGCGCUCCCGGGUGAGGAUGCUGGAGCUCGGGCCGGCGCGCCGGUCCGCUCGGCGGGAGCCUCGCAGGCAGCAGCUUCCGGGAACCGAGCGCCGGCCCGCCCUGACCCCGCCUCCCGGGGAUCCUCGGGGCGCCCGCUACGCCUCGCCGCCGCCGCCGCCGCCUCCUGGAGCCCGGGAGCUGCGCGUCGCGUGCGAGCGCAGGGGGAAGGCGGGUCGGGAGCGGCGGAGAGUACGCGCAGGUGACGGGCGGCGGCCGGGGGAACGCGAGGAAGCCGCACGUGCUCGGGACCCGCAGCAAACUUUGCCGAAGUUUUGAGAUCAGCGCCCGAGCACCACCCUGAUGGGGGCGGGGGCGGGGCCGGCUGUGCCCGCCCCCGCGCUCAGAAACGCCCCCGGGCGAAGGGCUUUUUGGAGAUCUGGUGAAAGCUGCCCGGCUUUGGCUGCCCUCCCCUGGCAUGUUGCCUCCAUCAGGACCGAAUAGGGCGCUGUGGGAGGUUCUCCGACCUGCAGGCCAAGAGUCUGACCCGGAACAACAGCAAGGUUUCACAGAUUCCCUUUGCAGACCUGAAAGCGGUGGAGACAGCCGGGCCACACGGGAUUAGAACGCUAGGAUCUGAAGAGAUGAAUCAAUGUUGCCAUUUCGGGCCGGCUUCUUGUCCUUUGCUGUAUUUCUUGGCAUGGCGGAUCUCUGAGCAGUUGGCUACCCUCUUAGAUUGGAUGUGCGCACACAAACGGAUGGAUGGAUGGAUGGAUGGAUGGAUGGAUAGAUAAUGUCUCAGCUACUCGGGAAGGACGGAUAUCCUGAACUAAGGACUUCAGGACCAACCUGAACAUCAGUUCUAUAUCUGUCUUUGAAAAAAAAAAAAAAGAAUAAAAGUCAGAUAUAUAAAGCAGCAAAAUGUUGAUCGUUUCUAACUGUGUGAAGUUUAUUAUAUAGUAUGUUGGGCAUUCCAUGCGUGUUUUCCGGCUUCCCAUUGCAAAAAAGGGAAGUAUUUCAGUCGGAAUGCAGAGCCGACCCUUCACUGGCCUCCCGGCCCACGGCCUCCUGUCCCAUGGUGUCUCAGGUGAGGCGGUGUGUCUAAGCCAAAGUCGACAGGGCUCGCCUCAUUUCUGAUGCUCUUUGAAACGCCCUACGUUUUCUAGCCCGGUGUGUUUGUUCAUCUGCCAGUUCUACUUCAAAGCCAGAGAGUGUGUUUGCUAAAGUUAGAAGCCCAGUGACUCGCCCUGCGCCUGCUCCGUCCCCUGUGACUGGUGACUCCCGACUGCAGCUAGCAGACUCCAAACUGCCAAAGCCCGUAGUCCCGUCAGCUUCCACUCAAUUGCUGGCUGUUCGUUUUCUCAACUAAGCGAUUCCGAAACUUCUUAACAUUCUUUUCUGAACACUCACUCAUGUGGCGCUUAGAAGAAAUACUGAGAACCAGUAUCACAGAGUAAAGAGGGGGGCUUAGGAGAACACGGUUUUCAGCUCUUCCUUAACAGCAAGCUUUGCUCCUGAUUACUCUCCUCAGGUCUUUAAUGAGUCUGGGAUCCCCGCUCUUUCUUCCUCAGGUUUCUGUGAGUCUCA